Messenger RNA from Closterium sp. NIES-67, 2034 nucleotides. The record is from the annotation of a GenBank genome assembly. Lineage: Eukaryota; Viridiplantae; Streptophyta; Zygnematophyceae; Desmidiales; Closteriaceae.
UUGAACUUUGCUUGAACUCUUGAGAUUGAGUUAAGUUCUCCUCCUACAGCUUACCCCCUAAUGCGUCGAAAGCCAUAGCGUCGCGAAUACUUCAUCAAUCAACAUGAUUCAAAUUGGGAACGGUAGCUGAGAUAAAGAGCUACAACAUAUCCAAGUUUCGCGACAUUCCAACGGCUAGGUUUUCGUCGACGUCGUUUCUUGUGAAGACGACUUUUCUGUCCAGAAUUUCGGAUUUAUAUUUUGAGUAAUUCUAGCUCCUAAGUUCACCUAGACUCCGUCCUUAAUCCUAACAAGUGGCAUCAGAGCAAUAUUAAGGACAUUGAGAGGAGUCUACAGAAGUUUGAAGACCCUUCUAGACCCACCAUGGCCUGUGGGUGUGCCUAAGUGGUGUUCUAAAGGUUGGAUGUGUCUUCCGCUAAGGGGAAACUCUGCCGAAAUUUCGUGGACGCCGACACUUGUGAAAAUAUCGAGGGAGCUGAGUGUGGACAGCAAAGGGGGGCUGAAAUUCGUCAUUUCUCAAGGAGAAGAUGAAUGAGAGAGGAGGAGAUGCUAAUGGAAGAGGAGCUGUAGCUGAGAAGACAAGUGAACCGCCGCCAUCAAAAGUUGAAGCUUUGGAUGGCUCCAACUAUGAGGAAUGGAGCGGACGGAUGAGAAGUGCCUUCAAACGCUACAAGCUACUGAAGAUUGCUGUUGGGGAAGAGAAGAUGCCGGAAGAAGGCGAAGCACGUGAACGGUGGAUUGAGAAAAGCACGGUGCUUUUCGACCUCAUCCUUCAAUCGGUCAACAAGGAGAUGUUCGAGCACAUCAAGGAUCUUGUGGAAGCGGAUGAUUCGGGUCCAAGGGCGUGGAAACUACUACGCGAUAAGUUGACAGUGUCAAGGGAUGUGAAGUUUCUUGAGUCCCUGUACUACAAGGAAUGGAAGCAGCAGCAACAGAAGCUUCCAUCUACACCGCUCAUUGUGGAGGCGGAUGAGGUGCAGCGGCCUUCAAGACAGGUAGAGGUUGCAGUGUCAGAGGAGGAGAUGUCUGGGGUGACUGAGGAAGGGGGAGCAGCUGAAGUAGAGCAGCAGCAGCAGCAGCAUGAGUCUCCACCUCGAGUUCCACACCCGCCUGAGCGUCCUAGGAGGGAUGUGCGCCCUCCAGUGAGGCUGACCUAUGGGGGAAGAGGCAAGCCGAAUGUGGUGCAGGCUGGGAGUGUGGUUGAGCAGAUUGAGGAAGAUGAGAUCGCUCACUGCUACUGGGCACCAAUCCCUGAGCCCAAGACUCGAGAAGAGGCCUUGAAUGGACCAAAUGGGGAGAAGUGGAAGGCGAGUGAGGAUGAGGAGUUUGGGUCCCUGAUUGAGAACGAGACAUGGGACCUGUGUGACUUGCCUCCUGGAAAGAAGGCAAUCACUUCCAAGAUGAUCUACAGGCACAAGUAUGGACCUGAAGGGGAGCUGACCCGAUACAAGUCUAGGCUUGUGGCAAGGGGGUUUCAGCAGACAAAAGGGAAGGACUAUGAUGAGGUGUUUGCUCCUGUGGGGAAAGGAACAACACUGAGGGUGCUGUUGGCGAUAGCUGCACUCCUGGGAUGGAAGAUACGGCAGAUGGACAUUGUGACUGCCUUUCUGAAUGGGAUCAUUCUGGAGGAGGUGUAUAUGAAGCAGCCAGAGGGGCUGGAUGAUGGGAGCGGCAGGGUCUGCAGGCUGAAGAAGGCCAUCUAUGGCCUUAAGCAGGCGCCUCUUGGUCAGGAGGAGCCGACAGUUGUGUUCUGUGACAAUGAGUCUGCUGUGAAGCUCGCCAAGAAUGCUUGUUUGCAUGGGCUGACAAAACACAUAAGGCCUAAGUGGCACUGGGUGAGGAGACUCCUUGAUAAGGAGGUGCGGCUGGAGAUAGUGAAGACCCAUCAGCAGGCAGCAGAUAUUUUCACCAAGCAUUCUUGAACUUUGCUUGAACUCUUGAGAUUGAGUUAAGUUCUCCUCCUACAGCUUACCCCCUAAUGCGUCGAAAGCCAUAGCGUCGCGAAUACUUCAUCAAUCAACAUGAUUCAAAUUG